AUGUCAGAAAACAAAUUCAGAGUUGGUCUUUUCGACUGCUUCGCCGAUAUGAAGCAAUGCUUAAUCGGGUGCUGCAUCCCCGGUUUAAGCUACUCGCAAACCGAUUACCGUCUCUCCACAAACCCUUCUACGCUCGAAGGCCAUGAGUUGAUGAACGCUACCUCAGUUGGGGCUUGUGGUCUCUUUUACUUUUGCGGUUGCGUAGGAUUUGUUCUUCCAUAUCUUCAUCGACAGAAAAUUCGAGAGAGGUACAACAUUGCGGGUAAUAACCUAAGUGAUUGUUGCACAGCCUACUGGUGCGCCGGAUGCUCUUUGAUUCAAAAUGAGAAAGAGGUUAUCUUGAGAGAGAGCGAAGCAUCAGGUAAUGUCACUGAGCAGCCAAAGGCUCCGGAAGCGAUGACAUAUCCUGCUAAAUGAGCGUGCUUAUGAUUCGUGUUAACUUAAUACUUUGUAUGAUUUUGGAUUUCUUAGGUCAGGGGAGACGUUUUUAAUGGGAAUAUAAUUACCUUUCUGAA
Messenger RNA from Tuber melanosporum (Perigord truffle), 515 nucleotides. RefSeq lists its product as uncharacterized. Lineage: Eukaryota; Fungi; Ascomycota; Pezizomycetes; Pezizales; Tuberaceae. The transcript is spliced from 4 exons. The record is from RefSeq and is a predicted model, not a curated record. Bases 1 to 417 code for a protein of 138 amino acids.